AUGACCGAGAGGUUAGUCAUAUUGUUGAUUGGCAAUGGAGGGAGAGAGGAUGCUCUGGCCUGGAGACUGAGUCAAUCAGCUCGUGUCUCCCAAAUAUACGUAGCACCCGGCAACGGAGGUACUGCCCGAGGCCGUGACAAAGUCUCGAACAUCUCAAUCUCCUCUGAUGAUUUCCCCGCCCUUGUUCAAUUCUCAAAAGAUCAGGCAAUCAACUUGGUGGUUCCAGGGUCUGAGGCUCCUCUGGUUGCCGGCGUGACCGAUUAUUUCAAGAAUGCAAUACCCAACAUACGUAUCUUUGGUCCAUCUAAAGCAGCUGCAGUCCUUGAAGGAUCAAAGACCUUCUCAAAGAACUUCAUGAAAAGAUACAAGAUUCCAACAGCACGUUAUUCUAAUUUUAGUGACUACGAGAAGGCUAGUAACCAUAUCGCAGAUAUCGACUAUGAUAUUGUCAUCAAAGCUACGGGGCUCGCAGCAGGAAAAGGUGUUAUCAUACCAGCCUUUAAGGAGGAAGCACAAGCAGCAUUGAAGGGCAUGAUGCUGGAUGAAAGAUUCGGCGAUGCAGGUAAAGAAGUAGUGAUCGAGGACACUGGAGGGAUGGGAGCUUAUUCCCCAGCGCCAAUCGCUACCCCCGACUUAGUAGAAGAGAUCCAUCGUACAGCACUGCAACCUACCAUUGAUGCAAUGCGGAAGAAUGAGCACCAGCCAUUUAUCGGCCUUCUGUUCACAGGCUUCAUGAUCACCAAAGAUGGACCAAGAGUUCUCGAGUACAAUGUGCGCUUUGGGGACCCCGAAACGCAGACCCUUCUACCUCUCUUGGAUCCAAAUACUGACCUUGCCGAAAUCAUGGUUGCUUGCACUGAUCGAUGGCUGGAUGGUGUUGAUAUUAAGAUCAAAGACGGGUCCUCUGUAACCGUCGUUGCUGCGGCGGAGGGUUACCCCGGUUCUUAUCAGAAAGGCGAAAAAAUUACCAUCAACCGUAAACUCAAGCUUAGAAAUACUGAUCACAUCUUUCACGCUGGUACUUCUAUGAACGAUAGUACUCUAGAGACCGCUGGCGGCCGAGUCGUUGCUGCUACUUCCACGGCCGACUCGCUUGAGCAAGCUUUGAAACAGGCUUACAGCAUUUUAGACUCGAUUACGUGGCCAGGCAAGUACUUUCGUAAGGAUAUUGGUCAUCGAGCACUUGCCACCAAUUCGCCCUCGGAGUCUCAGGAAGGCUCUGCCAUGACUUACGCCGGUGCUGGUGUCUCCAUUUCCACUGGGAAUGAGCUGGUCAAACGAAUCAAGCCUUUGGUACAGUCAACAGCACGUCCAGGCACCUCGGCCGUGAUAGGGGGUUUUGGUGGAACCUUUGAUCUCUGUGAAGCCGGCUACGAGAAACCGCCGCGAACAGUCACAUGUACCGAUGGAGUAGGAACAAAGCUCAUGAUUGCGCAAGCGAUCGGAAAGCACGAUACUAUUGGAAUCGAUCUGGUCGCCAUGAAUGCAAACGAUGUGGUUGUCCAAGGCGCAGAACCCCUGAAAUUCACAGAUGUAUACACCUGCGGACGGCUAGAUGUUGAUAUUGCCGUCGACGUAAUUAAAGGUGUUUGUGAAGGGUGCAAGCAGGCUAAUUGUGCCUUGGUUGGAGGUGAGACGGCAGAAAUGGCUGGUCUUUUACAGCCAGGGGCCUAUGAUAUUAACGGUACCUGCGAAGGGGCUAUACCGUGGGAAAGGAAAGAGUUGCCAAACAAGGCGGCCAUGAAAGAAGGUGACAUUCUGCUGGGUCUUGCAAGCAGUGGAUGCCAUUCUAAUGGGUUCUCACUAUAUCGUAAAAUAAUUGAAAAAGUAGGGUUGCGAUAUACCGACGAAGCACCCUGGAAUCUGCAGGAGGCAGUCGGCGAAAGUCUCUUGACACCAACUCGUAUCUAUGUCAAAUCUCUGCUCAAGGCCGUCGACAAGGACCUGAUCAAAGGCAUGGCUCAUAUCACAGGUGGUGGACUCAUCGAAAAUGUUCCCCGCAUGUUGCCAUCAGAGCUUGCUGCACAACUGGAUGCAAGGACCUGGGAAUGCCCAGCUAUACUACGGUGGCUGAAAAAGGCUGGGAAUGUCAGCGAUGAGGAGUUCUGCCGAGUUUUCAAUACCGGUUUGGGUAUGGUCUUGGUUGUGGACAGAGAUGUAGCAGAGGAAGUCAGGCUGCUGCUUCGGCACUAUGGGGAAAAAGUUUCCAACGUUGGCCUAUUGAGCAAACGAGAAGGCCCUGGAUGUGAGGUCGAAAAUCAGCAUGUAUGGAAUACCUAA
Molecule: messenger RNA, 2280 nt
Organism: Bacidia gigantensis
Lineage: Eukaryota; Fungi; Ascomycota; Lecanoromycetes; Lecanorales; Ramalinaceae
Exons: 4
Coding region: 1-2280 (759 amino acids)
Biological process (GO): adenine biosynthetic process; 'de novo' IMP biosynthetic process
Cellular component (GO): cytosol
Molecular function (GO): ATP binding; metal ion binding; phosphoribosylamine-glycine ligase activity
Source: RefSeq, a predicted model, not a curated record